Messenger RNA from Clunio marinus, 441 nucleotides. Lineage: Eukaryota; Metazoa; Arthropoda; Insecta; Diptera; Chironomidae. The record is from the annotation of a GenBank genome assembly.
AUGCUUGAAGUCAAGUUCGCCGUACAAAAUCUUCACAGCAAAGUAUAUGGCGAAGAGUGUCAGGGAGAUUCGUUCAGCGUUAAUCCAAUUUGUCAAAUCUUGAAUUUGAUUCUGAAAAGAUGGAGAAUAGAAAAAAGGAAAAUUCUUGAAACUGUCACUGAAGGUCAUCUUAUUACAGUCUCCAGUAUUUUGAACAAUCGAUAUGAAAGCACGAUGUUAACCACGUUCACAACGAAGCCAAUGAUUAAUAGAAUUGCAACAACUGAAAUUAAAAAAGAAUUUAUAACUUUAAUAGCAAGUGAAUGCUUCAAUACACCCAAUGAACCGAUGAUUUUGGCACCUGCAGUAGAGAAAUUACGUCAAUUGGCAUAUGGACUAAUUGAAAACGAUAAUUUUUGCAAACCUGUUGCUAGGUCCCAACAAAAAAACUGUGAAAGUUGA